Messenger RNA from Mercenaria mercenaria, 2932 nucleotides. Its product is annotated as protein RoBo-1-like. NCBI's taxonomy places the organism in Eukaryota, Metazoa, Mollusca, Bivalvia, Venerida, Veneridae. The record is from RefSeq and is a predicted model, not a curated record. The transcript has 8 exons. The coding region runs from base 94 to 750 and encodes 218 amino acids.
AAAUUCGCCGAACUGCGGCGCAUAUGAAUUACGUUGAUUCAGUUGGCUGGUGAUGGUAAAGAUUGUAACACAUUCCUUCUCAUGAGAUAAACAAUGGACGGACUAAAUCUAGUUUUCCUGCUAGUUUGUUUUAUCAGUGUCGCUUUCGCUUAUGAAUGCGUCGAGAAAGCUUGCCGCUCGGGUCGCUGCAUAUCGGAAACAACAUGCACUGCGAAUGCUACGAAUGGAUGUGUGAUAUAUAGAUCUAGCGGCGUUGUUGUCCAUAAUUGUUCAUCAGUGCCAUGUGUGCCGAUCUGGUCCAGUACAAAUGGCAAUGAAUCCACCGCUGACUGUUGUUUUUCUGACAGAUGUAACAGCGAUUCGAUGGCAUCAAAUACAGUUGAUGACCCGGCUGUGGACGAGUGUUACAGUAUAACAUGUAAUACUGUAGGGUGUUUGAAUAAAUCCAUAAAUGAAGGGAAGGCGAGACUGUGCCCUGUGUUUCCAAAUAGGAAGUGUAUGACGACAAAGGUAAAUGAAAGGCGCACCACUACUUGCUCCCAGUUGUCCUGUCAGGCCGUUCAAACUGAAUCCGUCAUAAUUGAAUGCUGUACCGGAAAUCUCUGCAACACGCCAACAGAGGAUAUGUUUAAAACUACAGCUGCACCUGCUACUACUACAAAGAAAGACACUUCGGGAGCCGGAAGACUUGGACAUUUGCGUUAUAUUAUUUAUACUCUGUUCACAUUUCUUGUUUCUAUUAUUUCAUAGACUGUCCCCAGCACUGACAGUUCUGUAAAAUAUUCAUUUUUAUUUUGCAUUUAUAUCAUAAUCAGUCUGUUAUCGAGGAAACAAAUUCUUAGAGAUAUUGGACAUUGGAUAAAAUGUGGCAAAAUUCAACCCUUUGAUUAUCAAAUGCAAAAGCCACUUUCGAUGUCCGUGUUUUACGAUGUCUCCUAUAGAUAAAAUUAAUAAGAAACUUUUUAAUGCGCUAUCGUAUGGAGGUAUGUUUAAUUUAAAUUCACGUAUGUGUAUCAAAUGAAUGAAAAGUUAUUUAUGAGACAGUACAUGAAUCAGUGAAGAAGCGGAAACGCUUGAAAUACGAAAAGAAUAAUUAAAGAAAUUUGACCAGUCACAACAAUACGAAGCAAGCGAAAACGUUUUGUACUUUAGAAAAAAAUGAUAUGAUCUUAUAUACAUAGAUUCACUUUACCACAGUUCAUCGCAAACCCUCUUUUGUAUGUAGAUCAGCAAAUAUGCGGCAUCUUUUCACUGUUUUCCCGUAACAUCUAGGACAUAAUACCAGCAUAACCACUAUCAGUGUCACCUUCAGCUAGAAUGACAGCAUUCUUAUCGUUUCAAAAUUAGUGUUUAUAUAAUUAUAUGAAUAUUUUUAUAGAAAAUUUUGAGUCACUGCUUUACGCCAAAAUGUUCGUACCUAGUUUUAUGCCGUCAUAGAUCUUUAAUUUUAACAUAAUGAGGUUGCCUUGAGGUUGCUCGUUUUGAUAAAUAACUUUAUGCAAUGUAUAAUGUUAAGAAGACAAUAACUUAAUAGAUAUAUAAACAAUUAAAACUAAAUACAUUUAUAUAUAUGGCGAUGUAACCAGUGUUUAACAGCAUUUUUCAAUAUAUUUUAAAUGGUCUGUUUGUGAAGUAUUUUCUCUCCCUUUUCAUCUUAAAUAUAUUGCUGUUAUAUAUACGAAAAACAUAUAAAUUUCAUCUUACAUGUCUAAAGGUUUGGCUUUAUAUAUUCUCAUUCAUGAGAGGUUCGUCAAAAUUUCGAGUUAAGCUAGGGAACUAUGAUAGGCCUCUGGUAUGAGAGAAUGUGCUUCAUAAUAUGUAUUAGAAUUGUUGUUUGUGAAAUUCCUGCUUGUAAUAUUAUUUAACAAUAGUAUGUUCAGACUAAAGAAAAUAUAUUUUAAACUUGUGUUUGUUUGAGAAGUAUUUUCUCCAGCUUGCAUCCUAAAUAUUAUUGUUAUAUUCGGAAUCAUUUAUAUUUUAUUUUUACAUAUCUAUGUAAGGAUUUGCCUACAUAAUGUGUUUAGAAUUGUUGUUUGUGAAAUUAUUUGCUUGUUAUAAUCAUUUAACAGUAAUAUGUUCAUUAUAGAAUGAUAGAAAACAACUAAAGAAAAUAUAUUCUAACACGGCUCGAUUUGAUUUCCAGUUGAACAAAGAAGGAAAUCAAGCUCUGUGUAUUCUGCGAUAAACAACGGUUGAUGCGCGGACCGGUAAAAGAGCAUUAUGACGUCAAAUUGCCGCAUGACAUCCGAUACAUUUCUUCUCUGUGUAAAUGAAGUCCAGCAUUAUAUUUAUUAAAACAUGUCAAUGAGCAUGUCAGAAUGAAAACAAUAAAGACAUUGUGAUUUAUCGUCUAAUUUAACACGGUUCAUCGUUCAAAUGCUUCAGUAUUUAACCACUCAGGCUAACGCCCUCGUGGCACAAUUUCUACGCAUCUGAACUCUGAAUCGUGGUAAAUUAAAUGAUAAACCACUCGAAGGCCUUGAUUAUUUGUUAAUUUCAAACUUGUGUUUGUGAAGUAUUUUCUCUAGGUUCCAUCCUAAAUAUAUUGCUGUUAUAUUCGGAACUCAUUUAUAUUUCAUUUUUACAUAUCUAAAUAAGGAUCUGACUUCAUAAUGUGUUUUAGAGUUGUUGUUUGAGAAAUUAAGCUUGUUAUAAUAUUUUAACAAUAAUAUGUUCAUUUUACAUCAAAAUGUCUUCGUCGACUGGUUCUGUAACCAUGAUGAUAUUCUUUAGACUUCUCUAUUAUGUGUUGAUGUAUCCUACCUUUAACUCUGUAUCAUAACUUCUUGGUUUUGUUGUUGAAAUAACUUACAUACCCGAUAGUAUUCAUCUUUAACGUGUCUCUACAUAUAAUGUAAGGACAAUAAAAAUGACAUGUUUCUAAAGAUUACUAGAAUUAUAACUUAUUAUAAUACAUGUAUAUCGCUUUAUA